ACUCCAAGAAAGGGAUGGCUUCUUCAGGGUGGUCUCCAAUGCAGAGAAAAGGGCCUGACGCCCUCACAGGAACUGAGCUGAAUGCUGCAGUGUACAGAUACCUUCAGGAAUCAGGAUUCGUGCAUACUGCAUUCAAUUUCUUUUACGAGGCAGACAUUGGAAGAGGCAAUAUCCAGGGAAUGAUUCCACAAGGUGCCCUGAUUAGGAUCGUGCAUAAAGGUCUUCAGUACAUCGAGUUCGAAGCAAAUUCUGAGAUUGGUAGCGAUGACGAGCACCACGUUUUUGAUACUCUGGAGCUAAUGACCAAUGAUUUAGACGAGCUAAGAAAGAAAAUUACCAGCAGUUCAAAGUGCAAUUCUGUGAAGGAUGACAAAGAGAAGAGGAUUGAUUGUGUUGAGACUGACAAAGUGCAGUGUUCUGCUGAGACGGCCACAGUACAGCCAAUGAAGCAUGCAAAGGCACAAGGGAUAGUCUCCAAAGAACAGAACAUUUGGUCUGCUGAAAUUGGACAACACACUGGUUCCGCUGAGACUACCGCAAUGCAUAGGAAGAAGCUUAUGCAGAAAUGGAAGGCUGCACAGAACAGCAAUCCUGGUGAGACUGCUAAAAUACAUAGGACUCAACCAAUGAAGCAUGCAAAGGUACAAGGGAUGGACUCCAAAGAACACAUAUGUGCUGAGACUACACAGAAGACUGGUUCUGCUGAGACUACUACAGGACAGGGGUUGCAGCUUUCGUGGAUAGGGAAGAAACUUAGACUCAAAAAAUGGAAGCAUUGAUAACUAGACAAGGAAGCGAAGAGACUGAAGUUCGACUCUGAAAUCUACUACUGAUUCAGCAUGUGAAACUAAAGGAGAUUUGACAGGAUGUUUAGAAUAAUAUCAGUACAUCGCAAUUUAUGACUGAUAUCUAUGAGUUUCUGAGUCGUUAUUCAUUUGUUUGACAGUAGACUAAAGGACAUUUAGCAAGCAUUUUGGUACAGGAAGUUUACAACUUGUUGUAUACUUGGGAUGGAUGACUUUGUUCUUGUUCAUGUGAAUAUGUGAUAGUCAGCAUGUGAAAGGAGAACUGACGAUAUGCACAGACUUUGGUACUGACUGAUCAGUUGGCAUAAAUGGUUACAGGCUGUGCGUUUUUCUUUUUUUGUGGAAGGAGAUUUCAUUUGAUUGGUUGCAUUUCUGUACCAGCAAUGCCUUGUACAUGGUUAGUUACUUAGUUUCAGAUAGAUGACUCUCUGAUCAUGUGG
This is a messenger RNA of Panicum virgatum (switchgrass), 1246 nucleotides long. Its product is annotated as F-box-like/WD repeat-containing protein TBL1XR1. Gene Ontology annotation, cellular component: histone deacetylase complex. NCBI's taxonomy places the organism in Eukaryota, Viridiplantae, Streptophyta, Magnoliopsida, Poales, Poaceae. Gene Ontology annotation, biological process: regulation of transcription by RNA polymerase II. Bases 15 to 779 code for a protein of 254 amino acids. The transcript has 3 exons. The record is from RefSeq and is a predicted model, not a curated record. Gene Ontology annotation, molecular function: transcription corepressor activity; protein binding.